AUGAAGUCGAUUAAACGUUUGUACUCUAUCCUUAACAAAUCUAGAUACUCGUAUAAAAUAUCGAACGGACUGAAUAGUAUUUCGGAAUCGUGUAACGGAAUCACAGGAAUUACGAGCCUGUUUAACAAGGUGAAUGUGGGAUCCAGGAGAAGCAUAUUUACAUCAUCGAGCAGGUUGGCAAAAGUGCAAGGAGACGUGGUGGGAAUAGACCUGGGAACGACGAACUCGUGUGUAGCAAUCAUGGAAGGCUCGACGCCGAAAGUAAUCGAGAACGCAGAAGGAGCAAGAACGACGCCGUCAAUAGUGGCAUUCACAGAGGACGGACAGCGCCUAGUGGGAGUGGUGGCGAAGCGGCAGGCUGUGACGAACCCGGAAAACACAGUGUUCGCAACGAAGAGGUUCAUAGGAAGGAAGUUUGACGACCCGGAAACGAAGAAGGAGCAGAGCACGCUGCCGUACAAGAUAGUGAGGUCGUCGAACAACGACGCAUGGAUAGAGGCGCAGGGAAAGCAGUACUCGCCGAGUCAAAUAGGAGCGUACGUGUUGGCGAAGAUGAAGGAAACAGCAGAAGCAUACCUGGGAAGGAACGUGUCAAAGGCAGUGAUAACAGUGCCAGCAUACUUCAACGACUCGCAGAGACAGGCGACGAAAGACGCAGGAAAAAUAGCAGGACUGGAAGUGCUGAGAAUCAUCAAUGAGCCGACAGCAGCAGCACUGGCAUUCGGACUGGACAAAAACGACGGGAAGACAAUAGCAGUGUACGACCUGGGAGGAGGGACGUUUGACGUGUCAGUGCUGGAGAUACUGGGAGGAGUGUUUGAAGUUAAGGCGACGAACGGGAACACGUCGCUGGGAGGAGAAGACUUUGACCAAGUGAUACUGAAGUACCUGGUCGACGAGUUUAAGAAGAGCAACGGAAUAGACCUGAAGAAGGAUAAGUUGGCCUUGCAGAGACUGAGAGAGUCGUCAGAAAACGCAAAAAUAGAACUCUCGACGAAGACGCAGACGGAAGUAAACCUGCCCUUCAUAACAGCAGACCAGUCGGGGCCGAAGCACCUGCUGAUAAAACUGUCGAGGUCGAAGCUGGAGCAGCUGACAGGAAGUCUGCUGGAAGGAACAGUGGAGCCGUGCAAAAAGUGCCUGAAGGACGCAGGAGUUAACGUAAAUGAGUUAAACGACGUGAUCCUGGUGGGAGGAAUGACGAGAAUGCCGAAGGUGACGGAGGUGGUGAAGAAGAUCUUUGGAAAGGAGCCGAGUAAGUCAGUUAACCCGGACGAAGCAGUGGCAAUGGGAGCAGCAAUACAAGCAGGAGUGCUCAAGGGCGAGAUCAAGGACCUGCUGCUGCUGGACGUGUGCCCGCUCUCGCUGGGAAUAGAGACGCUGGGCGGAGUGUUCACGCGCCUGAUCAACAGGAACACGACGAUUCCGACGAAAAAGUCGCAGAUCUUCAGCACGGCGGCAGAUAACCAGACGCAGGUGGGCAUUAAGGUGUUCCAGGGAGAAAGAGGAAUGGCAGCAGACAAUCAGCUGUUGGGACAGUUCGACCUCGUGGGAAUACCGCCGGCGCCGAGAGGAGUGCCGCAAAUCGAAGUCACCUUCGACGUGGACGCAAACGGAAUCAUGAACAUCUCGGCAGUGGACAAGUCGACGGGAAAGAGCCAGGCAAUCACGAUACAGAGCUCAGGAGGACUCUCGGAGGAGGAGGUGGAGAAGAUGGUGAAGGAGGCCAGCAACUACAAGGAGCAGGACGAGAAGAGGAAGGAGCUGGUCGACCUGCGCAACGAGGCAGAGUCGCUGCUCUACAGCGUCGACCGCCAGCUCGAGGACUUCAAGGGGAAGCUGGGCGACGCGGAGCUCGAGGAGCUGAGGCAGAAGUCCUCGGAGCUGCGCGAGACGCUGAGCGCGGACGACGCGGCGAGGAUCAGGGAGAAGCACAAGCAGCUGCAGGACCUGUCCUGGCGGCUCUCGCAGCAGGCCUACAGCGCGACGUCGCAGCAGCCGAAGGACAGCGCAAACGCCUCGAGCACGCCGAACAACGAGGAGGAGAGUCCCACAGUAACCUCGUUUGAAAAGGUGGAUAAGUUCAUGCCCUCGAGGACGCUGCUAACCUCAGAAUGA
Molecule: messenger RNA, 2118 nt
Organism: Theileria orientalis strain Shintoku
Lineage: Eukaryota; Apicomplexa; Aconoidasida; Piroplasmida; Theileriidae
Product: heat shock protein 70 precursor
Exons: 2
Coding region: 1-2118 (705 amino acids)
Biological process (GO): protein refolding; cellular response to unfolded protein
Cellular component (GO): mitochondrion; cytoplasm
Molecular function (GO): heat shock protein binding; misfolded protein binding; ATP hydrolysis activity
Source: RefSeq, a predicted model, not a curated record